CGCGGUUAAAACCUUCUCCUGCUCCGAGGAGGAGCGCGCAAAUCCCUGCCCUGCCUCUCCGACGGCGCCUCCCGAAACCCGGCUCCCAGAGGACAGCGGCGGGUGGGGGGUCUGCUUUUCGGGAGGAGAGCCGAGAAGUGAGGGGAGACCCCAGGGAGACCCCGGCCCCUCUCCUCCUCCUCCUCCUCCAUCUCCAUGGUGCGCUCCACACGGCGAGGCGCUCCGGGGCUCUGAUCUCCUCCGACGCGGACAGGUCCAAAGAUUCAGACGAUAACAUGGACUGGGGAACACUGCAGGCUGUUUUAGGAGGAGUAAACAAACAUUCCACUAGCAUUGGGAAGAUAUGGCUUACGGUGUUAUUCAUCUUCCGCAUUAUGAUCCUCGUGGUGGCUGCUGAAGAAGUCUGGGGCGACGAACAAGAUGAUUUUGUCUGCAACACGCUGCAACCAGGAUGCAAAAAUGUCUGCUAUGAUUAUUUCUUCCCCAUUUCUCACAUCCGACUUUGGGCCCUCCAGCUCAUCUUCGUCUCUACUCCUGCGCUUUUGGUGGCAAUGCACGUUGCGUACAGAAGGCACGAGAAGAAAAAGAAGUUCCAAAGGGGAGAUAAAAGCUGUGAAUAUAAGGACAUAGAAGAAAUCAAGAGGCAGCGGUUUCAUAUUGAGGGUCCCUUAUGGUGGACAUACACUGCCAGUAUCUUGUUCAGGCUUAUCUUUGAAGCCUCUUUCAUGUAUGUGUUUUACUAUAUGUACCAGGGGUAUCAUAUGCCACGCCUGCUGAAAUGCAGCAUUUGGCCUUGUCCCAACAUUGUGGACUGUUUUGUCUCUCGACCCACUGAAAAAACCGUCUUCACCAUUUUUAUGAUCGCGGUGUCCGGCAUUUGCAUUCUGCUCAAUGUAACCGAGUUCUCUUACUUGCUGCUGAAGUUUUGUGUUCGGAGGUCGAGAAGAGCACGAACCCCAAAGAAUCACACCAACCAUGAGACCAAAGAGGAAAGCAAACAAAACGAAAUGAACGAGCUGAUUUCAGAUAGUUGCCAGAACACAGUAACAGGAUUUCCUAGCAGCUAAAAUGACCGCAAGCCUAGUAUGCAUUUGCUGAGGAAUAAACAAAUGGGUUAUGUCUGUAGGCAAUUGAUUAUAUUUAACUAAGCAAUACACUGAGCAGGUAAACUUGAGUAUUACGACAUGGUGGGAUUAGGCAUAUUUUUAAAGGUCUAUAACAGCACAUUAAGACUAAUAAGGAUUACAGAAAAAUUGACAUCUUUACAUGCAUAUCCUUACCAAGUCAGCUGUGAUUUGUUAGAGAGUGAUACUUGUUAGUGCCUUCAUAUCGACACUGAUCCUAAAAUCAAAUGCAAGGGCUGAAGCUGCCUUCCAUAUUAAAUACUGUUAGUACUGCAAGACACUUUACGACAAAGGUAGCAGUUUUAAUUGCAAGCUUUCAACUAAAUGAAAGUAUUUUUAUAAAGUCUGAGAUUUUAUGGAUGAAUGAGUAGCGCCAUCUUUUUUAUUAACAUUAUUAUUUCCUUCAAAACCGACACGAACGGUAAGAUCUUCAUACUAAUAACGUAGGCAUGAAUGAUUUUUAAGUAAAACGUCUCCACGCUGUAAAUAAUUCUUUGAAUAUUCUGUAUACUGCCAGUUAUAAAAAAAAUGAUGUAUUGCAAUACACUAGUGCUUUAUUCGUUUUUGAAUAAAAUAGAUACAUUCAUUUCAUGUUCUGUUAAAGGUCUCGGAAAAUUUCUUCUUUUUGUAAAAAAAUCCUCUAGACUGGAAAUGACAAUAGUAAGACAAAAAAGAGUAGUUGGAUGAAAAUAAUGUGAAUUUUUUUCUUUCAACCAGUAUGACUAAAAGUUUAGUAUAAAGUGUUAUAAAUAAAAGGAAAAUGCCUGUA
Messenger RNA from Anolis carolinensis (green anole), 1893 nucleotides. RefSeq names its product gap junction beta-6 protein. Gene Ontology annotation, biological process: gap junction-mediated intercellular transport; cell-cell signaling. The transcript has 2 exons. Gene Ontology annotation, cellular component: connexin complex. Gene Ontology annotation, molecular function: gap junction channel activity. The record is from RefSeq and is a predicted model, not a curated record. The coding region runs from base 276 to 1067 and encodes 263 amino acids. Lineage: Eukaryota; Metazoa; Chordata; Lepidosauria; Squamata; Anolidae.